AUGAUGUACGAUUCUAUUCUUGCGAGAAGCUUUAGCAAGCAUGAGCAAAAGAGACUAGGAUAUGGAGCAAUUGUUUGCUGCUUGCUUGUAAUGUUGCUCUUUUGCACUUUCUUCAAGCCUAAUUUGGCUCCUCUACCAACUUUGAAUUUGCAGCUCUCAAUUGGCACUAUCGGUCUCAAAAUGCUAGCAGUAAAAGCAGCAAACAGCUCUCAGCAAACCACUAAAAGUGUGCAUGAGAAUAAUUGGCAAAAGUUGAUCUCAAUGGAUGGGCCAAAAAAUUUGAGUGAUCAUUUUCUAGAAGGAAAUUCUACUAAUUCGCGGCAUGAUCAUUAUGAUUUGGAGAUAAUGAUCAGCACAAAUAAUGGAUCCAGAAAUGAGAGCAAUAUUGACAUUCAAGAAGAGAAUAUUUCUAAUUAUAUUUCACAGCCUAGAAAUGUGAUUACUCCUCAAGUAGAAAAGUCUACUACUUCACAGAAUAAUGCAAAAACUGGUCAUCAGGAUUCUGAAACACUGAUCGAAGAGGUUGUGACAGAGAAAAUCCAGCCACCACCCUGCUACAAAGAGGAACCAAGAACAGAGUUCUGCGAGAUCAAAACACAAGUCAAGAUCGACGGAAAAUCCUCCUCAGUGUUUUUCAUUUCAUCGUCGCAAACCAAUCGGCACAUGUCAGCAGAAGGCAACAAUUCCUCGAGUACCGUAAGACCUUACGCCAGAAAGGAAGAUGAAGCCGCAAUGAGUCAAGUCAGAAAAUGGUCUGUCCUGCUAAAACCAGAAAAGGGUGGCCUAGAAACCCCGAGGUGCGCUCGGUAUCACAGCGUCCCAGCUGUCCUGUUUUCGACCGGAGGCUAUGUCGGAAACAACUUUCAUGAGUUCACUGACGUGGUUAUUCCUUUGUACAUAACUUCUAGACAGUACAACAGAGAAGUUCAGUUUCUUGUCACUGAUAAUAGGCCUUAUUUCAUCACAAAGUUCCGAAAGCUACUAAAAGGACUUUCCAAAUAUGAUGUCAUUGACAUUGACAAAGAAGAGCAAAUCCACUGCUUCCCGAGCGCAACAAUCGGUCUAAAACGACACCCAAAAGAGAUGAGCAUCGACCCGGUAAAGCAUUCCUACUCCAUGAGAGAUUUCAAAGAGUUUCUGAGAGAAUCAUAUUCGUUAAAGCGAGUAAACGCAAUCCGAAUCGGGGAUAAGGGACACAGGAAAAAGCCGCGACUUAUGAUCUUAUCAAGAAGAAGAACAAGAGCCUUCACAAACAUAGGAGAAAUCAGGAGAAUCGCAAGAAGCUUGGGGUACAAGGUACUCGUCGCGGAGGCUGAUUCAAACCUCGCGAGGAUUUCGGAGAUUGUAAAUUCUUGUGAUGUGUUGAUUGGAGUUCAUGGUGCUGGGCUUACCAACAUUGUUUUCCUUCCUGAAAAUGCUGUUUUCAUUCAAAUUCUUCCCGUGGGUGGGUUUGAAUGGCUUGCCAAUACCGACUUUGGAGAGCCUUCAAAAGAUAUGAAUCUCAAUUACUUGGAGUACAAGGUAAGCAAAGAAGAGAGCACAUUGAUAAACCAAUACCCACUUGAUCAUGCAGUUUUUACUGAUCCUUAUUCAAUUGGGAAGGACUGGAAUGCUUUUAAGUCAAUUUUUUUGGAGAAGCAAAAUGUUAAGCUUGAUGUCAAUAGGUUCAAACCCACUUUGGUAAAGGCUCUUCAGCUUUUGCAUCACUAGGUAAAAUGGUU
This is a messenger RNA of Morus notabilis, 1721 nucleotides long. RefSeq lists its product as uncharacterized. The transcript is spliced from 3 exons. The record is from RefSeq and is a predicted model, not a curated record. The coding region runs from base 1 to 1710 and encodes 569 amino acids. Gene Ontology annotation, molecular function: glycosyltransferase activity. NCBI's taxonomy places the organism in Eukaryota, Viridiplantae, Streptophyta, Magnoliopsida, Rosales, Moraceae.